AUGCUCCGCCUUCUCGCUGCUUCGAGCGUGCUCGCGUUGGCCGAUGCUCACGGCGCUCUAGUGACGCCUCGCUCGCGCAACGCCGUCGACUUUGAGGAGAUCACGAACAACGCGUCCGCGGGCAUCCACAAUGUCUGGGCGCAGUGCUCCAACAUCACCGGCGCGCCCUGCAACAAUGGGCAGGCGACCUACUGGUACAGCCAGGGUUGCUUCAUCGGCUGCGACGAGUGCGACCACGUGAGCGGCCGCCGCCAGACGGAUCUUUGCAACUCGGGCUUCGUCGGCCAGCUCCCGGACCACGCCAUCUCCGUGAACCGCGACCAGGUCCGCGAUUCAAAGUACGACAUCUACCGGCACAACCCCUGGCGCGCGCCGGGCUUCGCGCCCGUCGCCGACGCCUGCGGCCUCGCCGGCGGCACGCCCUGGGCGUCGAUGGCGCCGGAGGAGGGGCAGUACGUCAACACGACGCACGCGCGUCACGGCAUGAAGGGCACGUCGCUGCCGCCGCUCGACACGGGCACGGUGUGGACCGCCGGCGGCGAGGAGCCCGUCGUCUUCGCGGUCAAGUUCAACCACGGCGGCGGCUACUCCUAUCGCCUCUGCCCCGCGGACGAGGAGCUCACGGAGGCCUGCUUCCAGAAGCAUCCUUUGGACUUCGCGCCGAAGCAGGCGCUCCUCUUCCCCAACGGGUCGACGAUCGACGUGUCCGCCUCGGCGGUCUUCGUCAACGAAGGCACGUCUCCCGCCGGUUCGAUGUGGACGCGCGUCGCGCUCUCGGCCGCCGGCCUCGGCCCGCGGUGCGCGUGCGACCUCGACAACGACUACAAUCCCGGCGACUUCUCCUGCGGCUGCAAGAUGGGCGAGCAGGUCGACUCCUGCGUGACGGCGGGCAACUGCUCGCUCGGCCACUGCGAGCCCUGCCCGGAGACGGCCGGCAGCGACUGCAGCCGCUGCGACAACCCGCCGAUCCACCCCUGGGGCCGGUCCUCGUUCCCGCAGCCCUGCGACGACGCGUGCCUCGCGGAGUCGCCGUCCGUGCUCGACCAUGUCAUCGUGCCCGAGACCAUCAAGCCCGGCAAGUACGUCCUCGGCUUCCGCUACGACUGCGACUCCACGGCCCAGGUCUGGUCCAACUGCGCCGACAUCACCAUCGUCGCCGCGUGA
Molecule: messenger RNA, 1164 nt
Organism: Aureococcus anophagefferens
Lineage: Eukaryota; Pelagophyceae; Pelagomonadales; Pelagomonadaceae
Exons: 1
Coding region: 1-1164 (387 amino acids)
Source: RefSeq, a predicted model, not a curated record